ACUAUAAAUUUGUGGAAUCCUCGUUUUUUUCAUGUCCCACUGGAAAGCUCAAAAGCUUACUUUGCACAUUGCUCGCUCGCUCGCUCUCUCUCUCUCUCUCUCUCUCUCCCCUAAUCAGACAUUUCUCAGAUAAAUGGCCGCAAAAGAUUCUCACACAGAGUUCCUCGCGGUCGCAAUCGAUGCAGCGAAGAAAGCUGGAGACGUAAUCCGCAAAGGAUUCUACGUAACCAAGCAUGUGGAGCAUAAGGGCCAGGUUGAUUUGGUUACUGAAACUGAUAAGGCUUGUGAAGAUCUCAUUUUCAAUCAUCUCAAGCAGCAUUUCCCUAACCAUAAGUUCAUCGGAGAAGAAACCACUGCUGCUUAUGGUGUUACAGAGCUGACUGAUGAAGCGACAUGGAUAGUCGAUCCUCUUGAUGGAACAACCAACUUUGUGCAUGGGUUCCCCUUUGUGUGUGUCUCUAUUGGUUUAACAAUUGAAAAGGUCCCUGUUGUCGGGGUGGUCUACAACCCAAUCAUGGAUGAGCUUUUCACCGGCAUUCAUGGAAAAGGUGCUUUUCUUAAUGGAAACCCCAUAAAAGUUUCUUCUCAGUCCGAACUUGUGAAGUCUCUCCUUUGUACUGAGGCUGGAACGAAACGAGAUAAGCCAACUGUGGAUGCCACUACAAACAGAAUUAAUAGUUUGCUUUUCAAGGUCAGAUCCCUCCGGAUGUGUGGAUCUUGUGCAUUGGAUCUCUGUGGCAUUGCAUGCGGAAGGCUUGACCUUUUCUAUGAGCUUGGGUUUGGUGGCCCUUGGGAUGUAGCUGGUGGUGCUGUGAUUGUUAAAGAAGCUGGAGGAGUUAUAUUUGAUCCUUCUGGUAAAGAAUUUGACAUCACAUCUCAGCGAGUAGCAGCAUCAAAUCCACUUCUUAAGGAUGCAUUUGUGGAGGCAUUGAGAGAAUUGGAAUGAAAUAUGGGUGCUGAAAGUGUGACUUGACCAAUGAAACAUGCAAAAGGUAUCCUGACUUCCAAUAUUGGUUUUGCAGAGAUACUGUGAGCCUAGAGAACAACAGGUAAUUCUUAUGAUCAUUGAUCUGCGGCGCUAAGCAGUGCACAUAAUUGUAAUUUCCAGUUAAUCUGGCAUCUUCAUACCUAGUAAUACCAACUGAAUCCAUGGUACUUUGGAACCAUUGCGACUAUGAUUUUACAUGAGGCUCGAUCAAAUUUCAUAUCUGAAUUUUUA
This is a messenger RNA of Rhododendron vialii, 1219 nucleotides long. Its product is annotated as inositol-phosphate phosphatase-like. Bases 134 to 946 code for a protein of 270 amino acids. Gene Ontology annotation, biological process: inositol metabolic process; signal transduction; phosphatidylinositol phosphate biosynthetic process. NCBI's taxonomy places the organism in Eukaryota, Viridiplantae, Streptophyta, Magnoliopsida, Ericales, Ericaceae. The record is from RefSeq and is a predicted model, not a curated record. The transcript has 12 exons. Gene Ontology annotation, molecular function: inositol monophosphate 1-phosphatase activity.